This is a messenger RNA of Cyclospora cayetanensis, 2259 nucleotides long. RefSeq lists its product as uncharacterized. Lineage: Eukaryota; Apicomplexa; Conoidasida; Eucoccidiorida; Eimeriidae. The transcript has 11 exons. Gene Ontology annotation, molecular function: ferrous iron transmembrane transporter activity. The record is from RefSeq and is a predicted model, not a curated record. Bases 1 to 2259 code for a protein of 752 amino acids. Gene Ontology annotation, biological process: iron import into the mitochondrion. Gene Ontology annotation, cellular component: mitochondrial membrane.
AUGGGUACCCCAGCAGCGGAGGGUUGCAGGGAGAGUAAUACACACAACGAGCCAGGCGGUAGCGGAUGCAGCACUCAUAAUCCUAGUCGUUUGUUGUCUGAAUUAAUUUCGUCUGGCCCUCUAGGAAAGAAGGAUGCAUCGAGAGCAGCCGUUCGCUCACCGCUAUGCACCACCUCUUCGCGUUCGCAGCCCAUCUCACCAUCUUCUAUGCCCUGGGGCUGGCGGCAGGCGGGGCCCCCAUCAGAGGCCCCCGCUGCAUCCGAAGAUAAGCUCAGUGGGGAGGGGCAAGCUAGUGAGGACUCAGCUCUGGCGUGCAGAAGCCGGUGGCUUCGCUGUGCUUCCUCGAAGCCAGUUGAUGGCAACGCUGUCACCCCGACAGCUGCAGCGUCUGUCCUGCCACACGUGACCCCAGAUGACUCGUCGCCGGGAGGGGGCCCCCCCUGUUGCUCCCCGUGUGCCUUCUCCUCCGACUCUUUCGAGUGGGAGGAGUGGCGGGGGGAUUGGCCGUUGAUGCACCACGCCAUAGCGGGCAGCUUCGCGGGUGUCAUGGAGCACUUGGCGAUGUACCCAGUCGAUACGCUGAAGACUCGCAUGCAGGCGUUCAGAGGGCCGCCCAGGCCUUCCUCGCACCGUCUUCACGCAGCAGCCGCCUCAGGCAGUGCCCAGGCAGGCCCCUACGACGGCCGUUACAGCGGCAGCCGCCGAUGCUCAGGAGGGCUCAACGAAAGCGUUGGCGCACAGCCUGCAGCCUCGGAUGCGGCGAAGGCAAGGGUGCGGAUGGAGCGGUACCCUGGAGUCUCUUCAUGGGAAGUCGCCGCGGCUUCUUCGUCUGGAGGCUGCGGCUUCCGGAGUUCUUCGCGAGCGUCUGCCGGCUCCCUCUCUGAGAGGGCUGCUGGGGUAGCGCUUCGCGGGGGGGUUCCGCGCCCUUCUGGGGGAGUUGUGGCAUCCGUAGUGCCCCCCUUGGGCCCGCUGUCGAAAGCCGCGGCGGCAGAAGUGCGAAGCUCCGCAGCCACUGAGAGAAAGCUACCCUCGUGGCAGCGGCUGCGGAGCGGGGGGGGGGGCCGCUUGCGCCAGAGCGUGGCCGCAGUCUCGGGAGACGCCUCGAACUCGACGGCAACACGAUGCCUGGCGGGGCCCUUAGUCUUGCAGGGGCCCACUGCUGCAGGCUCCGGGGUGGCCAGUGGACUGCGCGGUGUCUCGAGCAGCGCGGCUGGGCUGGGGAACGCUGUGCAGCAAACUUUGGGCCGAGGCGAUGGCUGUCGGCUCAGUGGGAGACUCGGGCUGCUGUCUGGCCUCAGGGCAGUGUAUGCGGAAGGGGGCUUUAGGGGCCUUUACAGAGGAGCCGGCGCCGUGGUGGCUGGCUGUGUGCCUGCGCACGCGUGUUACUUCAUGUCCUAUGAAGCGGUCAAGGAACGCAUGAAGAUCAGGGCCCGUGCCCGUCAGCAGCAGCAGCAGCAAAAGUUGGCGGCUUCGGCGGCUGCAAACGGGGGAGACUCCAGUAGUGUAACAGCUGGGGCAGCAGCCACUCCCACUGGGUGUGUUAGCCUCCAAAGCGGCUGCCGUACAGAGCCCACAGGCCCGGGGCAGUGCUCUGGGGAAGUCUCCCCAGAGACGCACGGCCCGUGGUUGACUCACGGCGAGCUGCUGGCUUGUGGCGUUUGUGCGACGAUGAGUCACGACCUUAUCCUCACCCCAGUGGAUGUUGUAAAGCAACGCAUGCAACUCGGAUGCUUCAGGUCCUUGGGAGACUGCGUUACUGCAACUUUGCGUCGCGAGGGGCAUCUGGCCUUUGUGCGUUCGCUACCAGUCUCUCUGCUCCUGAAUCUUCCUCACGGUGCAACGCUGGUUUACACCAAUGAAACCCUCAAGGGUCACCUUGAAGCCUUAGCGCCCUUCUCCCCCCACAGCCUGCCGCUCUACUUCUUCUGCGCCGGCGUCAGUGGCGGUGUGGCGGGCCUUAUAUCGAAUCCCUUGGAUGUCGUGAAGACACGCCUACAGACUCAGGACUGCGCUAUUCGAGAGUCGCGGGCUUUUCUGGCCGGUGUGAAGGAGGCAGGGAGCUGCAAGCUAGGGCCGUGCACGCCCAAGUAUCAAUCAUUGUUGGGGACCAUCCGGACGAUUUGGCUCGAAGAAGGACUGCAGGGGUUCUGGCGGGGAGUCAGCAGCCGCGUUUGCCUCAGCAUUCCUGCAACAGCAAUAUGCUGGGGAUCCUACGAGACCUUCAAAUUUCUUUGGCAUGCAUCAGCUGGGGGCCAUUGA